Molecule: messenger RNA, 1808 nt
Organism: Condylura cristata (star-nosed mole)
Lineage: Eukaryota; Metazoa; Chordata; Mammalia; Eulipotyphla; Talpidae
Gene: GBA1
Product: glucosidase, beta, acid
Exons: 11
Coding region: 132-1748 (538 amino acids)
Biological process (GO): glucosylceramide catabolic process
Molecular function (GO): glucosylceramidase activity
Source: RefSeq, a predicted model, not a curated record
UUAACCCGCAGGGCUAACCCAGUGUCUAUAGCUACCGCAGGCACCUGCAUCCCUGUUUUUAUUUAGUGGAUCCUCUAUUCCUCCAAGGCUCUGGGAACCCUGCGGUCUUCUCAUCUGGUGACACUGAGAAGAUGGAGCUUUCAAAUCCUCCCAAAGAGGAAUGUCACAAGCCCCUGCGCUGGGGACGCGUCCUGGCCUCCAGCCUCGCAGGGCUGCUUCUGCUCCAGGCAGUGCCAGGGAUUUCAGGCACCCGCCCCUGCAGCCCUAAGAGCUUUGGCUACAGCUCUGUGGUCUGUGUCUGCAAUGCCACAUACUGUGACUCCUUGGACCCCCUGACCCUGCCUGCCCUUGGCACCUUCAGCCGCUAUGAGAGUACACGCAGCGGGCGCCGGAUGGAACUGAGCGUGGGGAGCUUCCAGGCCAACCGUGCAGGCACAGGGCUGCUGCUGACCCUGCAGCCAGAGCAGAAAUUCCAGAGAGUGAAGGGAUUUGGAGGGGCCAUGACAGAUGCUGCUGCUCUCAACAUCCUUGGCCUGUCACCCCCUGUCCGGGAUUUGCUACUCAGGUCGUACUUCUCUGAAGAAGGAAUUGAAUACAAUAUCAUGCGGGUGCCCAUGGCCAGCUGUGACUUCUCCAUCCGCACCUACACCUAUGCCGACACCCCUGACGACUUUGAGUUGCAAAACUUCAGCCUCCCAGACGAAGAUGUUAAGCUCAAGAUACCCCUGAUCCACCAAGCCCUGCAGCUGACCCGACGCCCCAUCUCACUCUUCGCCAGCCCCUGGACAUCACCCACUUGGCUCAAGACCAAUGGAGCAGUGAACGGGAAGGGGACACUCAAGGGUCAGCCGGGGGACCGCUACCACCAGACCUGGGCCAAAUACUUUGUCAAGUUCCUGGAUGCCUAUGCUGAGCACAAGUUAAAGUUCUGGGCAGUGACAGCCGAGAAUGAGCCCUCUGCAGGGCUAUUCAGUGGGUACCCCUUCCAGUGCCUGGGCUUCACCCCUGAACACCAGCGAGACUUCAUUGCCCGUGACUUGGGUCCUACCCUCGCCAACAGUACACAUCGUGAUGUCCUUCUGCUCAUGCUGGACGACCAACGCUUACUGCUGCCCCACUGGGCCGAGGUGGUGCUGGCAGACCCAGAGGCAGCUAAGCACGUUCAUGGCAUUGCUGUACAUUGGUACCUGGAUUUUCUGGCUCCAGCAAAAGCCACCCUGGGGGAGACACAUCGCCUGUUUCCCAACACCAUGCUCUUUGCCUCCGAGGCCUGUGUGGGUUCCAAGUUCUGGGAGCAGAGUGUGCGGCUAGGCUCCUGGGACCGAGGGAUGCAGUACAGCCACAGCAUCAUUACGAACCUUCUCUACCAUGUGGUCGGCUGGACUGACUGGAACCUCGCCCUGAACCCCGAAGGCGGGCCCAACUGGGUUCGCAACUUUGUCGACAGCCCCAUCAUCGUGGACAUCGCCAAGGACACAUUUUACAAACAGCCCAUGUUCUAUCACCUUGGCCACUUCAGCAAGUUCAUUCCUGAGGGCUCUCAGAGAGUGGGGCUGGUUGCCAGUGAAAAGAGCGACUUGGAGACAGUGGCCCUGACGCAUCCCGAUGGCUCCGCAGUUGUGGUCGUGCUGAACCGCUCUUCUAAGGACGUGCCUCUCACCAUCGAGGAUCCUGCCCUGGGCUUCCUGGAGACCAUCUCACCUGGCUACUCCAUUCACACCUACCUGUGGCGACGCCAGUGCCAGUGAUGGAGCAGAUACCAAGCAGGCCCCGGGCUCUGCGUGGGCAUUAAAGGCACAGUCAGCUCA